This is a messenger RNA of Ceratina calcarata, 718 nucleotides long. It is a transcript of the gene Hr83, whose product is annotated as nuclear hormone receptor 83. The transcript is spliced from 2 exons. NCBI's taxonomy places the organism in Eukaryota, Metazoa, Arthropoda, Insecta, Hymenoptera, Apidae. The record is from RefSeq and is a predicted model, not a curated record. The coding region runs from base 44 to 580 and encodes 178 amino acids.
CAAUCGACGGUAGUUGGACGCGGGAUUCUUUCCAGGAGACACGAUGAAAUACGAAAUCGCGGCUCAGAUAUUUCUCGCGACGGUGCGAGCAGCUCGACAGCAUCGGGAAUUCUCGAUGUUGGCUCUGGACGAGCAGAAUAGAAUCCUCCGGAGAGGAUGGGCAGCGGCGUUUGUCCUGCGAGCCGCUGUUUGGCCAAUCGACUUGGCCAUUUUCUGGAAAACUAACACCGCUGACGUUAUACACGAACGCGCUGACGUUAUAUCCGCCGCAAGAAAUAUCAUCUCUACCAUACGUCCUGAUCCAGUCGAAUUCUCUAUUCUAGAAACCUUGCUUCUCUGCCGACCCGAGAUCGCCGAAACGAUGAACAGUUUCCGGCUGAUGGCGCGGGCAACGGACAUCGCGGUGGAGACUCUGGCACGUCACUUAGCAAAUCGAAACCAAUCCUCGGCUAGAACGAUCAAACUGAUGCUCGUUCUUCCCGUUCUAACGGCUUUCUGUCCCCGAGAACUUGCCGCAGAUUUAUUCGCGCCUAUCAUCGGCGACGUGAAUCUCGAAAAAGUGAUAGCCAGCGUACGCUGAUUCGUCGGCGUGACUUCGACUCGUAAGAAAAUCUAGUCACGGUAGCGUAGCCUGCUUGUCCCUCCUCUGUAUUCCACUUCCAUCUAUCAUCCACUACCCACGAGUUUGACGUUGUACACACUUUUUACCUAGCUGAUU